Messenger RNA from Hibiscus syriacus, 1717 nucleotides. RefSeq names its product putative pentatricopeptide repeat-containing protein At5g37570. The record is from RefSeq and is a predicted model, not a curated record. The transcript has a single exon. Lineage: Eukaryota; Viridiplantae; Streptophyta; Magnoliopsida; Malvales; Malvaceae. Gene Ontology annotation, molecular function: protein binding; RNA binding. Gene Ontology annotation, biological process: RNA modification. Bases 47 to 1684 code for a protein of 545 amino acids.
UGCCCGAUACUCGGAGUUUACCGGCCAGCAAACCCUGUCUCAUCACAUGUCAAUUUCCCUCCAUAAGUUCCCCAGCAUUCUCUCUUCUCUCUCAGCCCUUCUCAGCUCAUGCAAAUCCCAAAACCAGCUCUACCAAAUCCAUGUCCACAUAAUUAAACAAGGCCUGCACCGCGAUCAGUUUCUCAUCAGCCAUAUUAUUUCCCUUUCCGCUUCCCUCUCCUACUCCACUUCCAUUUUCGAUAUCUUUGUCCUGCCGGGCACUUUCCUUUGGAACUCUCUCCUUAAUGGGUACUCCAAAAAAUCCUCUUUUCUCCAAAUGUUCUCGGUUUUUAUACGCAUGAAGAGUGAAGGUGGGCUUCCUGAUAAGUACACUUAUCCUUUGGUGAUUAAAGCUUGUUCAAGUGAGGUUAAGUCAUGGGAGGGGAAAAUGGUACACGGAUUAGCUUUAAAAGGUGGAUGCAAAAAAGAUGUUUUUGUCGGGACGAGUUUGGUUGACUUUUAUUCGAAAGUUAAGGAAAUAUUGAAUGCGAAGAAAGUGUUUGAUGAAAUGCCGGAGCGAAAUGUUGUGUCGUGGACGGCUUUGGUCGUUGGCUAUGUCAAGGUUGGUGAUUUUGCGGAAGCAAAGAAACUGUUUGAUUUGAUGCCGCAGAGUAAUGUGACUUCGUGGAAUGCUUUGGUGCAUUUGUUGGUCAAAACAGGGGAUUUGGGGAAUGCUAGGAAAAUGUUUGAGGAUAUGCCUGAAAGAAAUGUGAUUUCUUAUACUACGAUGAUUGAUGGUUAUGCAAAGGCCGGGGAUAUGGCGUCGGCAAUGCAUUUGUUUGAGCAGGCUCCGGAGAGAGAUAUCGUUGCGUGGUCGGCAAUGAUUUCAGGAUAUGAACAAAAUGGUCAACCUAAUGAAGCUGUCAGGAUGUUUAUUAGUAUGUGGGAAAUGGAUGUUAAACCGGAUAAAUUUAUUCUGGUUAGCUUGAUAUCGGCUUGUUCUCAGGUGGGUAAUUUGGAGUUGGCUAAGUGGAUUGAUAGUUAUUUAAGCCGAAGUGAUAUUGAUGUUAGCCAAAAACAUGUUUUAGCAGCUCUUAUUGAUAUGAAUGCGAAGUGUGGGAAAAUGGAAAGAGCAGCUAAGUUGUUUGAGGAGAUGCCAGAACGGGAUCUAGUUUCAUAUUGCUCUAUGAUACAAGGAUUGGCUAUCCAUGGGCAACAGGCUCAAGCUAUUCAGCUUUUCAAUAGGAUGAUUAACGAAGGACUGGUUCCAGAUGAAGUAGCCUUCACUAUAAUUCUGAAUGCUUGUAGUAGUGCUGGGCUUGUUGAGGAAGGUUGGCAUUAUUUUAAAAUCAUGAAAAUCGAUUACUCUAUUGUUCCUACACCAGAUCAUUAUGCUUGCAUGGUUGAUCUCUUAAGUCGGACAGGACGGGUAAAAGCAGCCUAUGAUCUUUUAAAAUCUAUGCCUGUGGAGCCUCAUGCUGGUGCUUGGGGUGCACUUCUUGGGGCCUGUAAGUUGCAUUGUGAUGUCGAGUUAGGGGAGUUGGCUGCUGCUAAGUUGAAUGACCUUGAACCUCUAAAUGCUGCUAAUUAUGUGUUGUUAUCCAACAUUUAUGCCGACGCAAAGCAAUGGGUGAAUGUUGCUCAUGUGAGGAAUAAAAUGAAGGAGCAGGGUCUGAGGAAAGUACCUGGUUGCAGUUGGAUUUAAUUUACCAUGUUAAUUUGUUAUUGGCUUUGAGAA